Manduca sexta (tobacco hornworm) is the source of this 3202-nucleotide messenger RNA. RefSeq names its product rho GTPase-activating protein conundrum (gene conu). NCBI's taxonomy places the organism in Eukaryota, Metazoa, Arthropoda, Insecta, Lepidoptera, Sphingidae. The record is from RefSeq and is a predicted model, not a curated record. The transcript is spliced from 12 exons. Bases 386 to 2170 code for a protein of 594 amino acids. Gene Ontology annotation, molecular function: GTPase activator activity. Gene Ontology annotation, biological process: regulation of actin filament polymerization; regulation of small GTPase mediated signal transduction; signal transduction. Gene Ontology annotation, cellular component: cytoplasm.
UUCUCGAUUUCUCACCAGCGCCAGUGCCGCGCCAACCGCUGACAUUAUCGCCAGUCGUGUCUUAACGCCGUCUCGAAGUUUUUGCGUGCUUAGAAAAAAGUAUAUUAAAUCGAAGUCCGAGUGUUCUGUAAAGUUGGUAACAAUACGAGUUUUUGAAUUUCGAAUAACGAAUUGUAUGGUGUUGUGAACAAGUGAAACAAUUGUUGAAAACAUCUACCUGAACGACGCGUGGCGGAACAUAAAAACAAACUGUUGUCUCGCGUUCCGAAUGGUCCCCGACAAUAAUUAGUUUGGUAAAAGUGAGUGUGUGUACUGUGAACGCUUGAUGGUUCAAUUAGAACUGUUCUGUUGAGGCAUUCGUUUCGGAGAUCAAUCGGGAUUACGGAUGUUGAAGCUGGAGUCUCCCGAGGUCCGCAUGGCGCUGCCGCUGCAGCCGCGCGCGCCGGAUCCCUCCGCCCUCGCCGCCUAUUGGGCAGAGUACGAGGACCUCUGCCGCCAGAUCAGCACCGCUCACCACAACGACGACGACGAUAACCAUUAUGAAGAAGGCGAGCUAGAAACAGAAUGGCUACAAGCAGCGGGGUUGGGUUCGCUGGCGGCGCCGUUCCAGGCCGGGCUGGAGGUCACCGAGGCCCAGCUGGGUGAGGCGGUCCGCCCUCUCCCGAGGGAGCAGGCGGCCGCGGUCCGUCGGAGGGUCAGGAGGCUCAACAGAACCGUGAGGAGGAAGCGGGCCGCCUCCCGGGCCAGGAAACCUGAUAUAAGGGACGUGUUCCGGGAUUUGGAGGUCAGUGAGAACUCAAGUGGAAGCGAGCCGCGGUCGCGCAGCGCGACUCCCGACUCAUUGGAUUCUCUGCCCAGCGGCGGGUCCGGCAGCCCUCCUACAGAGUGGGCCGAUGCGGCCACUCCGCCUGAUUUUGUCGACAGUUUCCCGCCGGGCGGUGCGCACACGCCGUUAGCGCGCACCCCGUCCGCGCCGGCGGCGCCGCGUCGCGCGCGUCUCUCGCCGCCCUCACACGCGCACUCUCCUCCUCUGCCCAUGCACGAGCUCUUCAAGCCAAAUGAUCUUCACUGGGCUGACAUCGCUACCAAUACUGAGGGUAUCGAGUUGCUAGGCUACCAAAGAUAUGGAACAGUGCAGGGGCCGAGGAUAGGCAGGGAGCGCAUCAAUGGCACAAUACUCAAGGAUGACCCCUUCAUUAACAAGCAUGCGGCCGUAUCUCGCGCCAAGAGUGCCGCGUCCGCGCAGCAGCCACUCAGCUUCGAGCACAAGUUCAACCUCGACAGGCAGAUGCUCGACCAUGAUGAGGAGUGGCCAGAAGAAGAGAGCAGCGUGGACAUCGAGACCAUCUGCGAGCCACAGCUGAAGAGGCUGCAGCCGCUUCUAUGGCUAGAACUCACCGCGCUCUUUGACAAGUUCUCGCUGCCUUUCCACAAGAGGAAACCGCCCAAGAAGAAAAGGAAAGAAGAGGGUGCAGUGUUUGGCGUGUCGCUGGAGACGCUGGUGCGCAAGGACAUGAUCCUGUGGGAGGAGACGUGGAGCUGCGUGCCCAGCGUGCUGCGCGCGCUCGCCGCCGCGCUGCGCGGCCGCACGCACGACGAGGGACUCUUCCGCGUCUCCGGCAACAAGCAGAAGGUGGCAGAGCUGUGCCAGCUGAUUGAGCGACAGUGGUACUCGGAGCGCGCGGGCGUGGAGCGUGCGCUGGCGCAGAGCAAAGGUCACGAUCUCGCCGCUGUCUACAAACGUCUGCUACGCGCCCUGCCGCAGCCGCUCCUCACGCAGGAGCUCAUGCGACUCUUCUACCACACAUAUGCCCUAAACGGCACGACCCAGGGAAGAUCUCUGAACCUGCUGAUUCUGCUGCUGCCGCCGGAGCAGCGCGCCACGCUGCGCGAGCUGCUGCGCCUCGCCAACGAGAUCGUGGCGUGCAGCGACACUAACAAGAUGAACGAACACAACGUCGCCAUGAUUAUCGCGCCCACACUCUUCCCGCCCAGCCUUCUGAUCAAGCCAUCAGACAGCCUGGAGACCCAACUGGCCACAGCUGCGAACAGUUGUCACGUGACCGAGGCGAUGAUGCGGUGGUGCGAGCAGCUAUGGAUCGUGCCCACCUCCCUGCUCGCGGCGGCGCAGCGGAAACCCCCCCAGCACCGGCGGAACCAACACACCUGAAGCGACUAUGCAGACUAUAGGCUCAGUGUGAACUUGACCUUGGCGAUAAGGUCAAAGUUACUGUUGAAAAACUGUUAUAGUGAUUUUAACGGUUGAAAUAUUUAAGUGUAGAACUGCAAGUGCAGUCUAGUUGCGUUAUGACCUUGGCUCUGAAAGGUCAAGGGCACUUCAGGGUACAUAACUAAUCCAUGUUGGAGGAAGUGAAAUGUACUAUGUGGUUGUAUAUGUUUGUUAUGAAAGCUCCACUGCAUCAACAUGACCUUGGGAAAAGGUCAAGGUUAUGAAUGUUGGAUUUUAAUUUAUAAGAUAAAUGGGUCAGUUAUAGAUUACAAUGAGAAUCGGUCGGAAUCGGAUUCGAAUCGUGAAGUCUAUAGUACUCAGUAUGCGUAAGGUGCUCACAUAAGUAUUGCAUAUAGUUAAAUAUAUAUCCAAUGAAUGUAUGUCAGUCAUAUUGUGCUGUGCUUGUAAUUUUUAUUUCCGAACAAUAUACGAGUGAUAUGAUAAUUAUAAUCUAAUAACCCGCUAUGUAGAUAUUUAAUGUAAUUGUGAAUGAGAUGCCAAAUAAUCAUAUUUUAAAUAUUUAGUUUGUAUUUCACAUGUAAUUCCAGUUAGAGGCUACGCCUUAAAUUUAAAUUUACGCAGAAUUGUAUGCGGUGCCAUUAAUGAUUUGGACUUUUUGUGAACUAAUGGUUUUUGAAGAAAAUAGUAAAGAACUUUAGUACUUUGAAAAAUCAUGUUUUUGAACGUUAAAAAUCCUUUACUUUUUUCGAUUGAAUAUAAAAAAUAUUUCUAAAUUAUUAGAUGAGAAAAUGUGUUUGAAAUUUGCCUUUUCUUCAAAAUGCAAAUAAUGGUUGUAAAGACAUGGUGCCUUAAGCUGAUAUUUAGAAAUUUGUAAAUAACACGAGAUACCGUCGGCUCUGUAUAAUAUAUUACCAAUACGACUAGACAAGCAAAGACUGACUUGGUGUAUUAUAAUGUAACAAUGAUAUUUUAAGAUUAUUUACUUCCAAAUUAAAUAAACUGCAUACUUUA